Lytechinus variegatus (green sea urchin) is the source of this 3268-nucleotide messenger RNA. RefSeq names its product myosin-9-like. The record is from RefSeq and is a predicted model, not a curated record. Lineage: Eukaryota; Metazoa; Echinodermata; Echinoidea; Temnopleuroida; Toxopneustidae. The transcript is spliced from 15 exons. Gene Ontology annotation, molecular function: calcium ion binding. The coding region runs from base 476 to 2320 and encodes 614 amino acids.
CUAUUGAGUUUUCAGUGCAAACAGAAAUUUAUCGUGUGGAGUCGACUCUCUGACCAACACAUUUUGUCACUAUCAAAUUUGUUUUAGGAAUGAUUGACGUUUUUAAUUAUUGAACUUCGUUACCCGUGAAGAUGUAGAGGUCGGUUUAUAGGUUGUUGGGAGGACAUUGAAAGGAGGAUUCGUUGUAAAACUGGGGGAGACUAGAGGUCACAUUGCGGCCUGGACAUUCUCGAAAAGUUAAUUGCCCGUGGUUUGAUGUUUCGGAGUACAUUGAUUUCCUGUCCGUAAAAGACAACCGUCUUCAUAAUUCUAGACCCGGAUUCUAGAUCUUACGAUGGUUCACAGACAGCCACUUAUUCUGUUGUGAAAGUUGACAUUAUUUUCUGGAUUAUUGAAGACUGAUCAUCGCUAACCUGAUGUGAAUAUUGUUUUCUUUUAUUGGAUUAUAAUCGGAGAAGACGAAUUUGACGAGAAGAUGACCAAUGCCGACUACCAGGCGCUUCUCUAUUCAAGAGAUCGUCUGUCUCUACUUCAGAAGGGACUUACGGCAGUACUGAACGCCAUGCAGGGUGUACUAGCAGUACAGGAUGAUCUGGCAUCAGGAGGGAUGAUGUCCAUCAAAUCAGCAGAACAUGCCAAACAACUUGAACAAAUCGAUAAAGAUUGCUGGGAAAGGAUACGAGUUGAGCUUCUGGAUGUCUACAAAUCUUUCAAGAAGAGGGCAUCAAUACCUGGUACUGAAAUCAAUGGUAAUGAUGUCAAGGACAAGUCUGCUGCGGAGUGUCUUCUCGGACUCACAGAGCGGGUGGAUGAUGUUAAAAAGGGUCUUGACACAAGGUUAAAGGUGACUGCCAAAAGAGAAGAAAAUAUGAUAAAAGAAGUCAGGUUAUUACAAGAACAACUUUAUGAUGAGAGGCAGCAGAGUGUGGAACUGAAAUGGAAAGCCCAGGAAGCGACGGAAAACGCGGGAAAAUACACAGUACCCGUCUUACAACAGCAGCUCAAAGAAAAACAAGAAGAAAUCUCACAAUUAAAACGAAAUAGUACCGUCCAAUUAUGGGAUAAAGAAAAGGCAAAGUUAAUAGAAGGUUACAAGACGCGAGAAGAGAAACUCACCAAAGAAUUAGCUGACACUCAAAAGAGGUUUGAAGAUAUGAAGGAGAAACUGACAGAAAAAUUAAGAGAAACAGAAGAGAAGCUGAAAAUGCAGAAGAUGAAAGAUGCCCUUGAUAAGAAAAUCAUCAACAGAAACGUUUCCAAAUCUAUGGAAUCAAUUAACUCAUCUUCAUCUGAGAGGAAUCGUCGUGAAAAUGUAGCAGGAGACUUGGAGUUAGAAAUCGAAGGAUUGAAAAGAAAAAUCUACUCGAAAGAGAAGGACAUCUCACGACUUGAAGACGAGAUCAUUAAUCAACAAAGAUUAUCUGUUGGUUGCUUUAAAGGAAUUCAGAAAGAUUUCAAAAUCCUCUGCACACGCCAAGAACAGAACAAGUAUAAGAAGGUUGAUUCGAAGCGAUUUAAGAAGAUUCUGAAUGCCAUCUUCGAUGGAGCUAAGAGGGGUCAAUUAGACAUUACGAAGGCCGAUCUACCACUCCAGUACAUCGCAUUACCUGAGGAUCUUAUUGGUCAUCCUAUUAAGAGGAGCUCUGGAAAAUCUAUUCUGCUCUCAAAACAGGACAUCCGACAUCACCUGACCCCCGUCGGCAACGAGGGGCCCUCGCCGCCGUCGUCCCCAGACGCGAGCCCGUCAUCGAGCCCGAGAACGUCGACGAAGAAAGUAGCGAACGGUGAUCGGAAGCUGCAGCCGAUCGAAGGUUCAGAGGACAACGAGAAGGAGGAGGCGAAGGAUGUGAUGGGGGAGGAUCCGGGCAUGGCAUUCAGGAAAGCAACAAAUGUCAGGAAAAGAAGGGAGUCGAGGGCGUCGUUGACAUUUCAACAUCUUCCCCAUCCAGACCUCGUUGAUUUUAGCAAUGCUCAUCUGGACAUUGAAGUUGCAUUAAAACAAUUCCCGGAAUUAACAGAAACACAGAUUAAGGAUCACUACGAUCAAUUCAGACGGUACGAUACAAGUGGUGAUCUAUUACUAGACUUCACGGAAGUCGUUAGAGCCAUUCAAUCGACGGUUGGAAACUUUUAUUCUCCAGCCCAAGUCAAGGAAGCAAUGAAUGAAAUUGAUAGCGAUAAAAACGAUACUGUUGAUUUCUACGAGUAUCUUACCAUCGCGCUCAUGGUCACGAACAAACGAGGGAGAUCCGAAGUUUUCCGAAGUGGGAUCGUUAAGCAUGGCGGACAAUCCGUGUCAAAAUUGUGUGCCAUCCAGUGAUGUUAUUUUUUUCUUCAUUUAUUUUCUUGAUUAGAAAGUUAAAAAGAAUGUUAUUUAGUUAAGGAAAUAUUGAUGGCAUUUAAAAAAUAGAAAAUAGCAAAUUAAAGGAACGAUAUGAAAAGCAUAGACAUAACUGGCUGAAUUAGAAAGAGUAUAUAAAGAGUUUACACAUAACUUAUAUACAAAAAAAGAUAAGGGCCCGGCGUUUCAUAAAGAUUUGUAAUAACAACAAAUGCACAAUUUCUAUAACAAAUUUACAAUCAGCCAAUCAGAUUAAAGGAUUUCAGUAGCUUUUAACUGUUAUUGUAAAUUUGUUAUUGUAACAAGUUUUAUGAAACGGAUCCAAGAAGUGAAAACAAGCAUACACAAUCUACUUUCUAAAAAUGAUAAUAAGAGGGCAGCAAAUUAAAGUUUAAAAAGGCGUCUUCUUUGUCAAAUGUCAAUGUUUGUUCGCCAAUAUUUCUGAAAAAUUUACUUGAAUGAUAUCAGUGAAAAACAUACAUAAAGAAAUAAGACGGGCGAAUUCAGUAAUCAUGACUUUAAUCAGUAUUAGACGAAUUAGACCAAAGACUCAUUGAGAUAUACCUUGUGCCUUUUUUUAAUUGUUGCUUGACCUUUAGAUGUUUAAGAGGCCCGGUUUACAUAGCAUGAUUAACCAGCUCAGGCCCAUGGUUUUGAACGCGGGGUAUUCAACUUUUUCUGGUUGUCAUCCCUUAUGAAUUCGGGGCAUGAAGACUAUUUGAUAUAAGUCCUAGUAUUUAUGCGAUCAGAUAUCUGAAGUUAGUGAAGUGUUGUUCUGGAUCCUUUCGAAGUCCAUUAAUUUAUCAAAGUUAAACGUUUAACCACUUGAGAUUCUUUGUACACUGUUAAAAAUAAUUUAAACAACGCUGUUUACUAUGUGAAACACACAGUACCAGUUUAAACAUUUCAAACAAGUGUUUAAAAUCU